This is a messenger RNA of Zymoseptoria tritici IPO323, 1362 nucleotides long. RefSeq names its product putative P450 monooxygenase (gene CYP-16). Gene Ontology annotation, molecular function: heme binding; oxidoreductase activity, acting on paired donors, with incorporation or reduction of molecular oxygen; monooxygenase activity. The transcript has 6 exons. The record is from RefSeq and is a predicted model, not a curated record. Lineage: Eukaryota; Fungi; Ascomycota; Dothideomycetes; Mycosphaerellales; Mycosphaerellaceae. The coding region runs from base 1 to 1362 and encodes 453 amino acids.
AUGGUCAAAGGAGGCAGCGCUCCAGCAGAGUACCGCAAAUUGCACCAGAAGUACGGACCGUUUGUGAGAGUCGGGCCAAACCAUGUGGCUGUUUCUGACCCGUCCGCCAUCCCGAUUAUCUACGGACUCGGAAGCAAGUUCUUGAAGACCGACUUCUACAAGACCAUGGUACCGUCCUACGAUGGCAAACCAAUGGACAGCAUGUUCACAGCCAGAGACCCGGCAAUUCACAAGUCUCUCAAAACUCCUGUGGCAUCUCUGUUCGCAAUGACAAACAUGAAGAACUACGAGGUGUACGUGGACGAGUGCACCGAGAUAUUCGCAAACGCCAUGCGUGAUCUGGAAGGUCAAACAGUAGACCUGGCGAUCUGGCUCCAGUGGUACGCCUUUGACGUUGUCGCUGGGAUUACAUUCAACCGGCGAUUUGGCUUUCUGGAGGAAAGGAGAGAUGUGAACCAGAUGAUCGGUCAGCUUGAUGAAGGCAUGGACACUGUCAAGGUGUUGGGCUCUUAUCCCGUGCUCGACCGACCGGCCAAGUUACUCCUUCGCCAUGUGUUGCCGUUGCUUGGCCGCUACGAUCCUUUGAUCAAAUUCGUGAAGAUGUCCGAAGAAGAAAUCGCCCGCUACGAUAACUCGGUGAAAGACGCAAGUCGGACGGAUUUCUUGUCGCAACUUCGCCAAAGGGAGGAAAAGCUAGUCGCGGCGAACGGAGGAGGAGAUGCGAAAGCAGAGAUUCUCAAUCACUUGAGUAACAACUUGCUGGCUGGUAGCGACACUACAGCGAUAUCACUACGAGCAUGCUUCUAUUACCUCAUAAAGACGCCCCGCGUCACUGCCAAAGUGAGGGAAGAGUUAGAACAACAAGAGCAGCAAGGCAACAUUUCGAACCCGAUCAAAUUGGAGGAGUCUUUGCAAUUGCCCUACAUGCAAGCAGUGAUAAAGGAGGCAACCCGAUUGCAUCCUGGCGUCGGCUUCCCGUUGGAGCGCUUCGUCCCGCCUGAAGGUGCAACAAUCUGCGGCGUUGAAUUGGCUGGACUUACGAACGUGUCAAUGAUGGCACCCGUAACGCAGGUCGAUCCCACUGUCUACGGCGAGGACGCUCAAUCGUUCAGGCCGGAACGCUGGCUCGAGUCCAAUCCAGAGCAGCUGAAGCUCAUGGAAAGAUCCAUGUUGGUAUUUGGGCAUGGUGCGAGGACCUGUAUUGGUAAGAAUAUAUCGGUGAUGGAGAUGGGAAAGUUCAUUCCUCAGAUUGUACAAAAGUUCGAUAUCGAAUGGGCAUCGAAGAAUGCGGAGUGGAAAACGAACGCAGCCUGGUUCUGGAAACAGACCGAUAUGCAGGUCAAGUUCAAAGUCCGGAAAUGA